AUGGAUGAUCAAGAAGAUCUCGAGGGAAAGUUACUGGAUGAACCAUCAACAUCAUCAGAAUUGAGUGACACGGAAGAUCCGUUGAUGAAAGAUGAAGGAAUGCAGACAAAAACUCCUUCAAGACCAUCAACACCAAUCGACCAGAUUAGGGGGAUUCCUCGAAUCAAACCCAUUCACAACCAAAUUCCUCUACCCAUAUCAAUGCAGGAAACGUCCAAAGUUGACAAGCGUUUUUAUCUUUUGAGUAUUCCAAUCACUCUAUUCUUUGCGAUAUCUUUUCAAUACGGGUAUACGAACUAUUAUUUGAUGCCUAAAAUGGAGAGAACUCUGAUACAACAAACAAAUACAAUCGACUUGCAAAAAGCACUGUGGCGUCCUCUAUCCAAAUCAGAUCUCUUCUCAUUGCAGAAACCUCAACCAAAUUCUCCAAAAUUCGGCUUUGGCUGGGUAGAAAAAUCAACAAAAACGAUCUUUUCAAACGUUGAAGAUAUCGAAUCGUUUUCUUGGGAGAUUUCCGAUGGUUUAACCUUUGGUAAUCAAAAUUUCCGAAAUGGAACUGCCACUGGUUCAUUUCGAUGGCUGAAUUCGAAAAAUACAUGGACUACGCGGUUCGCUUUGAAAACCGAUGAAUACGAGGAAAAAAAACAAUUUGGAGUCUUUUUCUACUUUCAGGGAAAUGGAGACGAAAAAAUCGUUUCUAUUAACAAGACUUUGCUGAAAGGAAACUCACAACAAAUGGGCAAUUUUUCGCUCUCUCUCGAUCUAUGGGGCGAUGAGAUUAAUUUUUCAACUUUUCAUUUAAAUGAGCUCAAUCUUACUACGAUCAAAAAUGUACUUUUGGAAAACUCUACAAUUGAAACGUCGAAAAAUUCAAAGAUUACUGUUUUCUACACGGAUAUUCCUGCACAAAUUGACUGGGAAUUCUCUUUUCAAACUGAAAAAGAAAAGCCGUACAUUGGAGAGCAAUUCUUUUUGGAGAUGAAUACACGCAUAUCGGAAUUCAACAAGAAAUUUGAAGAAAGAUUUGCACUGAAAGAAAAGAAUUUACCCGAAUUUUACGCGAAACUGGGUGUUUCAUCGCUAUCGAAUUUGCUGAUGGGAAGAAUUUAUCUUGAAGAUUCACCAAUUAUUCAUGGCAAGUACAAUAAAGAAUUUACUUAUGGUACUCUGAACACUAUUCUUCCGUGGGCAUCAAAGGAUUUGAAAGAGACAACUUUGGAGGAUCUCAUUCCAACAAUUCUUGUGCUCAAGCAUUUUGAUUCAAGCUUGGCUCUAAAGUAUCUCGAAUCGUGGCUGAAUAUUGCAAAUGAACACCUCCAAAUUCUGCCCAAAAUCACUGACAAGCCUAUAGAAUUGAAUGACAACAUUUACCCACAAAUAUUUUUUGCUUUAGAUCAACUGUUCGACUCCCAGUUUUUGGAAAAGUACUCGGAUCAACUUUUAAAUCUCUAUCCUCGACUAGAAAAGUAUGCAAAUACAAUCCAUGAGGAGAUGAAGACUGAUCAAAAUGGACUUUUUUCUUGGCCACAAAACGUGAACUUCUCAAUUUUUGGUGCGCAUGCUAGAAAAGAGGGAGCACAUAUUGACGCACAAGUUUGGCUAUAUUACACAGGAAAAACAAUGCAGAAAUUAUCAACUCUCUUUGGUUCAAAUCAAGAAAAAUAUCACUGGAAGAGCAUGCUUGACGAAGUUUCUAAGCAGUGGCAUCGUUUCAAACAUGGAGGACGGUUCUGUGAUGUUGAGUUUGUCAAGCCAAACACGGAUUUAAAGACGGCAUCUACCGAGAAGUUUUAUAAUUGCAAGACCGGAAAAGCCGUUCUACCAAUAUUACUGGGGUUGAAUGAGACGAGUCACGAAGAAUUUGACAAAAUUCUCUUGGAGCUACUUGAUGCGAAAUGGUUAACUAGUGUUGGAAUCAGAGAAAAAGAGUCGAUAGGCCAAGUAAAUAUCCUCUUCAAUUAUUGGGUUCUUCAAUCGGCUUUCAAUCACAUUCAUGAAAGUGGACCUCACCAGAGUGAUGCUCAUCAAUUAUAUGGAAAUCUGCGAUCCACCAUCAUUUCAGCUCUUGCCAAUCUGUUUACGUCAAACGGCCUUCUUUUUGACUCAUUUGAUCCAUUAACUUCAAUGGGUGUUCCUCCAAGAAAUCCCACUUCCACUUCAAUUCUGCUUUUGAUUUUGGCCGAAAAGUAU
This is a messenger RNA of Mesorhabditis belari, 2190 nucleotides long. Lineage: Eukaryota; Metazoa; Nematoda; Chromadorea; Rhabditida; Rhabditidae. The record is from the annotation of a GenBank genome assembly.